GUGUAUUUAAAAUGUCUGUCUUGAAUCAAUGGUUCACUGGUGUUCAGGACCUUGAACUGGUCAAUGACAAGAUCAAGGAACUCGAGGCUGAAAGAUUGGAACUACAGCAAUUAUCCGAUCCAAAUCAUCAUCAAACGUCAUCAACAAUCGAUUUCGAAGAACUCUCAAAACAAUUGAAGUUCUCCAUUGCAAACUCAGAUAUAGAUACUAUAAAUGCUCUCAUAACAGGUCAUGGUGAUAUACCGUCCCUUGUUGCUGCUAAAAACUUGGUAUUGGAAAGGCAAAGACUACUGUCCUUGAAAUCUCAACAAUCUCAAUAUAAAGAUUUGGAUGAAAAAUUGAAUGAAAUUACAUAUUUUGAUCUGAUUGGAUUGAAAGAGUUGAAGAAUGGUAUUUCUGAGCUAACAAAUUUGAAAUAUCAAGCCACAUUGUAUGAUAAAUUGGAUCAAUUGAUAAUUUCACUAAAACCAAAAUAUCAACAGGCCCUAGUUGAGUCGGCAGGUUCUUCAAAAUGGGUAAAUUCUUCAUCAAUCGCUCCAAAUUUAGAAACUGAUUUCCAUAACUUGCUAAAUCUACAAUCUUUAUUAAACAAGCAACCAAAAUAUCCAGACACUUUAUGGGCAUUUGAAACGCUGGCUUCAAAUUUCAAAAUCAGUUUUGAUUAUCAUUUCAAUACCGAAAAGGAAACAAAUAGAAUUGAUAGACCGGAGUUAUUUCUCAACUAUUUCACAAAUUAUUUAUCAAAUCACUUAAGUAAAUUUGUUGGUGUUUUCCAGUUACAAGAUACUGAAUAUAGUGAUCGUUUUGCUCAUUCUGAAUUCAUAACUGCUUUAUUGAAACCUGUUCGAGAGAAAUUUUCACAAGUUUUAAAAAUUUUGAGAUCAUCCUUAGAAGAAGAGAAUCCAAAGACUCAAGAGGCAAACACUCAGCUAUUAAUACAUUUUAUCAAAGAGACCAUCACUUUUGAUCAAGCUUUAGUUUCAGAUUUCUACUAUGAUCCUUUAGAUGAUGGUAAUUGGGAAGGUUUGUUUGCAUUGUUCAACUAUACUGAUCUGGAAAAAUGGUUAAACUAUGAAACAAAGUUAAAUGUGGCAAACUUUGAAUCAAUUAUUAACUCUUCAAACUGUUUCCAUAUUGAUUAUACAUCUGUUGGUGAUGCACAAUUGAAACCAACAGUAUCUGCCAUCAAGUUGAAAUAUUUAUUUGAAAAUAUUACAAACAGUUUCUCCAAAUUUUUCCUUCAAAAUUAUGAAAACAAUUCGAGUUUGAAAAAAUUUAAGCUAAAGUUCUUUGCAAAGAUAUAUCUAAGAUUUUUGGAAUCUUAUUUUCAAAGACUUGAAGAUGGGUUUAUCGCCUUCAACGAACUAUUCAAAAAAUCAAGAUCGGUUAUUCACUCGGCUAAAAACAAUACAGAAAUUGAUAUAACAGGUACAAAAGGUCUAGAAAGAUUAUUUCGUAUCUAUUGUUCAUUAAAAUACACUAUCAACUCCCUCAACUAUUGGAACCAAGAAUUCAUAUUCAUCGAGUUGAACUCUUUGUUUAAUGAAUACUCCACAAACAAAACACUAUCAUUAUUCAGCUCAAUAUUAUCAGAUUAUAACUCACUAGCUGAAAAGACAUUACAGUUGAUCAAUUCGUUCUAUUCCAAAACCACAACUACUCUUUUGAGAAAUUACACUCAACUAAAUGAUUGGAAUGAUAGAUCCUCACCAGCACCAACUACAUUCACAGCUCAACUAGCUAGUGUCAUUGAUACAUUACAAGAAUUAAACCAAUUUACAGUCAAAGUUAUAUCCACUAAUGAGUUUCUAGUUGUUAAAAAUUCACUAUCAUAUUCAGUAGCUGACUAUUUCUUCAACAAUAUUAUCAAAAGCAAUCAUUUCAGCCAUAAAGAUUUCAGUAUAGUUUGGGAGAAAUUACAACUAUCUAGAAAAUUCCCAUUAUACAAAAAAUUGAUUGAAGCUUUCCAAAUAAUGAAUCUUGAUGAUGAACAAAUCACCCAAUUUGGUCCUUUCAACACAGUUAAUCAAUUUGCAAAAUCUGGUCAUUUUGAAAUUUUGAGAGAAGUGUUACAAUUGGAAUAUUUGACAGAUAGUGAUUUAUUAGAUCUGUUACUACGUAUAACUUGA
This is a messenger RNA of Hansenula anomala, 2129 nucleotides long. It is a transcript of the gene TIP20, whose product is annotated as Tip20p. Gene Ontology annotation, biological process: retrograde vesicle-mediated transport, Golgi to endoplasmic reticulum; regulation of ER to Golgi vesicle-mediated transport; endoplasmic reticulum to Golgi vesicle-mediated transport. The record is from RefSeq and is a predicted model, not a curated record. The coding region runs from base 12 to 2129 and encodes 705 amino acids. Gene Ontology annotation, cellular component: Dsl1/NZR complex. NCBI's taxonomy places the organism in Eukaryota, Fungi, Ascomycota, Saccharomycetes, Phaffomycetales, Wickerhamomycetaceae. The transcript has 2 exons.